Morus notabilis is the source of this 859-nucleotide messenger RNA. Its product is annotated as katanin p80 WD40 repeat-containing subunit B1 homolog. The annotation marks the transcript as partial. The transcript is spliced from 6 exons. Gene Ontology annotation, molecular function: microtubule binding. The record is from RefSeq and is a predicted model, not a curated record. Gene Ontology annotation, cellular component: katanin complex. Gene Ontology annotation, biological process: microtubule depolymerization. Lineage: Eukaryota; Viridiplantae; Streptophyta; Magnoliopsida; Rosales; Moraceae.
AACCCCGAUAACAAACAAACCUAAGGUGGUGCGGCAUUUUUGGGAACGAAAUGAUGUUAAAGGUGCUAUUAAUGCCAUGAGGAAGCUUCCAGAUCAUUCUGUACAAGCAGAUGUAGCCAGUGUUCUCAUAGAGAAAAUGGAUAUUCUUAACCUAGAUCUAUUUUCUUGUUUGCUUCCUGUGCUUCUUGGCUUACUUGACAGCAAGACUGAAAGGCACACGACGUUGUCUUUGGAGAUACUAUUGAAGCUUGUAGCAGUCUUCGGUCCAGUGAUACGCUCAGCCGUCUCGGCACGACGAAGUGUUGGAGUUGAUCUUCAUGCAGAGCAAAGGCGGGAAUGCUGCAACCGGUGCUCUAUUCAGCUGCAACAGAUCCAGAAGCUCCUUCCAUCACUUGUGAGGAAGGGUGGUUUGGUGGCAAAAAGUGCUCUGGAACUGAGUCUAGUUCUCCAAGAGUCGUAACAAACUCGAGUACCAGAAGCGAAAAAAUGGCAACUUUUGGCUGACAUACAAUGACAAUGUUUUGUGGACCACGGGUUCUGAUCGAGUUAUAGUUUCACAUAUUUCGCAAUUUUGGUCUGAAAUUCCCAUAUCUUAUCGUCAUCUUCGGCUUCUAUUAUUAUCGGAUCGAGAUAUAGCUUUGAAGUUACACUGCGGGAGCAAAGCUUAAGCACCACUACUUAUUGGCGUUAAGCUCUUGAAGAAGAAAAGUGCCAUUACGCAGUUGGCAGAUCUCCUAAUUUUGAUUCUUUGAUUCUGGAGAUUGUUGAUUAAUUGUAUGUAAUCGUGUUCAAGUACAUGUGUAUACUGCAUUGUUUCUUAUAAUGGUAUAUAUAUUAUAUUUUUUCCCCUUCAAAUUUC